Messenger RNA from Parathielavia appendiculata, 1878 nucleotides. RefSeq lists its product as uncharacterized. NCBI's taxonomy places the organism in Eukaryota, Fungi, Ascomycota, Sordariomycetes, Sordariales, Chaetomiaceae. Bases 1 to 1878 code for a protein of 625 amino acids. The record is from RefSeq and is a predicted model, not a curated record. The transcript is spliced from 2 exons. Gene Ontology annotation, molecular function: protein binding.
AUGGACAUGGCCGAGAACCGUGCAGUAGCGCCCGCCUGGCCGGGCCACCCCAGCCCAGUUCUCUCGACGCCUCCAACACCGGGUGCCCUGACUCCGACCCCCAUUCCCGACACCAUGCCGCACACGGCGGCCGCCCAAGAAGCAGGGAGCUUGAAAUCACGCACGCUGCAAGGCCCCUCGGCAAAAGAAUGGGCAAGAUACCGCGAGACCAUCAUCGGCCUCUACAGGCAGUACCCGUUGAAGCGCUUCACCAUGACCUUGAUCCGGCUCGCUGAUUCCCGCGACAGCAAGCGCAUGUAUGACAAGCGAUUUCGGGAGUGGAACGUCUUCAAGAAUGUCAACAGCGACGAGAGGGCCCGGGCCGCUCGGCAAGUCCAGGACCCUGCAGCGCCCCCGGAUCAGCGAGGCGACGACAGGAACUUCAGUCAGGAAGACCUGCGCAGGACCCUACGAUGUGCCAGGAGCAUCCAGCAAGGAGUACGGCGACCACCAGGGGCGGCGGCCUGUCCCGUCACACCCGUCGAGACCCAAAACACAGUUUCCCAACAGCCCUGCCGGCAACCCAGACGCAGCAUCAGCAUCUCGGACCUGAUCAAACAGGAAGAUGCCCCUCAGGAGAUCACCGCGCCAGCCUUUUCCGGUCACAAGACUCCCUCACAAGUGGCGUUCUCACCACCGAAUACCCCAGGUACAUCCAUGUCAGACCCAGCUUCCCCGGAUGACAGCGUUCAGAAGCAAGGCAACUCUUCUGCCCUCAUCAGCUCCGGCUCCCGGGACCCUGGAUUGGCCGCUUAUCAGGCUCAGAUCAGAAACCUGUUCAAGCUUCCUCUUCGUUCCAUCUCCCCAGACUCACAAACACGAACCAUGAGCAUCAUCACGCUGAAGCUCCGUGAAUAUUACGACUGGCAGCUGAGCAACAUACCGGAGGGCGUGCUCCCGGAUGAAUACCUCGGACAGAGAUCCUCUGACGAGUCUACAAAGUACUGGAACACCAUCAAGGAUGCCAUUUACCUGGUCAAACUCGCAGCCAGUUUUGUGGAAGCUCCUGACCUCGACAACCGCCCUGACUGGCGGGCGUGGUCUGCAUUUGCCGACGCCGGUUGCCAUGCGGCUGGGGCCAUGACCACUCAACCAUUCGACUUCCUGCGGAACCUAUUCGCUACGCUCUCCCCAGCAAACACCAGCGCCCGCCCAGAGCUUCGAGGUAUUCUCCUCCGCUUCCUCACCAGUGAGGCCCAAAGCAGGCUCUCGUCCAACCAUCCCAUCACUCAGAUUACAAAAGAACUGCAGAACGACCAAGAUUGCCAAGAAAUAUCGCAGCGCAGCCUACAGUGCAUGCUCGACAUCUUCAACAGCCGGCUCGGGCGAUCGAGAGCUAUUACUUUUAAACUCCUCGACUCUCUCGCCACGCUUCUCCGCCGAAGCGGGCAGUAUCAGGCGGGUCUGGAGAUCGUCACGGAGCUUCUCAACAUCUCCCGUCCGGUAUUUGGAUCGGACUCUGAUCAGGUGCGCUCAGUAGAGAACGAGCUCGCUCACUUUUACAUGCUGGCCAAUGAGGAUGAUCUCGCACUCGGACAUUGCAUGUCUGUAGUCACGAGACCGCCUUCCUCGGCUUCAGAGUCCCAGAUGCAGACCACCUUCUACCAGGAUGGCAUUGCCGCGCACGCGAUGGAGGACAUCGCCGAGAUACACCAGCGCCGCGGCGACUUGGAACAGUGCAUCACCUGGCUGGAGCGCGCCUCUUCGAUAGCGCUGGUGGUUUGGGGACCCAAGGCUGUCGCCACUGGCCAUUUGAUUGACAAGAUGACGAACCUGCAGCGGCAGUUUGGCAAGGACUUGUUGAAGAGCGCCACGAUGUGGGAAGCUGCGAUAAUCUAG